AGCCUUGCGCAGAAGGAGGAGCAGAGGCGGGAGCUGGAAGCGCUACGGGCUGAGCUGGAGGAAGAGCGGCACCGCACCCAGGAGCUGCGCCGCUGCUUCGCUACCGAAACGCGGGAGCUGAAGGCGGCUUUGGGCAGGGAGCAGCAGCUCCUGGCAGAGCGGCUCCAGUCCGAGUGGGAGCAGCGACAGGCUCAGGAGGUGCAGCGGCUUCUGGAGUUGAACCAGCGGCAGCGGGUGGUGGAGACCCGCCAGCUGCUGCGCUGGAAGGAGGCUGAGCUCCGCGAGGAACAGGAGCUGCUGCGGCACGAGUGCACCACCGCCCUUGGCCAGACGCGGGCCCUGCAGCGGCAGCUGGCCGAGGAGAUGGUGAGGCCCAGCAGCAGCGGCAGGGAGGCCCGGAGCAAGCUCCAGGAUGUCCUCAGCAAGCUCUGCUGGGAGAGAGAUGGCUACCAGCCCGCCCGCAUCCGCCACCUCCAGAACCAGCUGCAGCUGGAGAGGACACUCUUCACCAAAUACAUC
This is a messenger RNA of Gavia stellata (red-throated loon), 519 nucleotides long. RefSeq names its product RIMS-binding protein 3-like. The record is from RefSeq and is a predicted model, not a curated record. The transcript has a single exon. Lineage: Eukaryota; Metazoa; Chordata; Aves; Gaviiformes; Gaviidae. The annotation marks the transcript as partial.